Messenger RNA from Bombus huntii, 739 nucleotides. RefSeq lists its product as uncharacterized. The transcript is spliced from 2 exons. Lineage: Eukaryota; Metazoa; Arthropoda; Insecta; Hymenoptera; Apidae. The record is from RefSeq and is a predicted model, not a curated record. Bases 1 to 672 code for a protein of 223 amino acids.
AUGUUCGUCUCACGUGGUUACCUGUUGAUCUCGAUACUCGCUGCUGUGUCUGCAGCGCCAAGAAGACACACCAGAUCGAAUUUACCGAUGUGGCAUUUACCGUGUGGCGAAGAACUAGAAAUCGACGAUUAUUUGGACACGAACAUCGAACAAGAAACCAGCAACAGUAUACAAAAUCUCAGGCUACAACACGAAUUGACUAUCAAUGAUUAUUUAAGUCGAGACUACGAGUACCUGUACGAGAAUGUUCGAAUCGGUGUUGAAGAGUAUCAGUACAUCCCGAACUGGGUUCCGGGCGAGAAGGACACGCAUAUGAUUAAGAAUCUGGCUAACACUAAUUCGCAAACGAUCGUCAAUCAUUUUCCAAAGUUGCACACGGAUCUUCAAAAAUUUGCUGUGGCGUUCGAGGAAUUGUUAGAGGACGAGAUGAGUUUGAAAAAAUACAAAGCUCUAAAGACGACGCAGUCUUACCUGAUGAUGAUGCUGUGCGAAGUAGAAAGCAAUAUCGUGGCCAUGCCGUCUCUUCGGAUUCCAUCGCGUGUAGAAAGGAGCAUCAUGAACAAGGUAGAACGAAACCCUGAGGACGAUACUAGAAGACUUAUUCGUGACUGGGGCGUGCUUCUCAAGUACAGAGAUUAUCUUCACGCUUGGAGGCACGUUUUCAAUUAUUAAGUAGCGCCGGAAGAAACGUCUGACAAUAACGUUCGAAUUCGAUAGUAGAAAUGUCGAACGUUUUAUU